AGUCCUAUUUGGUUUUUGUACCCACCAGAAAAUGUGUUAAUUUUGCUUUGGUUUUUUGGGUUUUGGUGUGUCCAUGGACACCACCAAUACUCUUUCUUGCCCCAUCCCACCUCUCUCUCCUUUUGCCCUAAAAGCACAACCCGCUUCCUACAUAAAGCUCGUUCCUUUCCCCUCUCUCCCACUCUACACUUCCAUGCUCCAACACUGUCACAUGGGUUUUCCAUCUCACCCCAAAACGCCCCACCAAGUUCCUCUGUUCCCUUAACCCUUCUACCACCAAUCAUGCCUGAGAACACACACUCUGCUACCUCUAACCUUCUCUGUUCGGAGAACAGUAGUACCUGCUUCGACGAUGAUUUGGACUGCGAUGCCGCGGACGCCUCCAGAAUCUCGCAUUUCUGGGACCACGGGAACGUUAACUCUGAACUCGAGGCUAGUGGAUCGGAGUUGUUGGCGUGUUUUGUGGCGCAGAGUGAGGAGACUGUGAGGGCUAUGGUUGAGAGAGAGAGGGAGCAUUUGCCGAGGGAGGAUUACCUUAAGAGGCUCAGAAGUGGGGAGUUGGACUUGAGUGUUAGGAGGGAGGCUCUUGAUUGGAUUUGGAAGGCUCAUACUUAUUUUGGCUUUGGACCCUUGAGUUUUUGUUUGGCUGUGAACUACUUGGAUCGCUUCCUGUCGGCUUUUGAGUUACCGGGAGGUGCAAGUUGGACUGUGCAAUUGUUAGCUGUUGCUUGCUUGUCAAUUGCAGCUAAAAUGGAGGAGAUUAAAGUGCCUCAAUCUGUAGAUUUACAGGUUGGAGAACCAAAGUUUGUGUUCGAAGCAAAAACCAUUCAAAAAAUGGAACUACUGCUUUUAAGCACAUUGAGAUGGAAAAUGAGCGCUGUAACUCCUUGUUCCUUCAUAGACUACUUCCUUGGUAAGAUCACUUGUGAGCCGCAUCCAGCAAAAUCAGUCAUUUCAGGAUCACUGCAGCUCAUCCUUGGCAUAAUCAGAGGUAUUGACUUCUUGGAAUUCCGGCCUUCUGAGAUUGCCGCCGCUGUGGCAAUUUCCCUUUUAAAGGAAUCGCAAGCAAAAGAGAUCGAUAAGGCCAUGCCUGAUUUCUUAAUUGUAGAGAAGGGGAGAGUUCUAAAGUGUGUUGAAUUGAUAAGAGAUUUGUCCCUGAUCAAUGUUGCUGCUAGUAAGGUGCCAUUUGUGCCCCAAAGUCCUGUUGGGGUGCUUGAUGCUGGGUGCUUAAGUUUUAAGAGUGAUGAAUUAACAGUUGGUUCAUGUCCAAAUUCUUCACAUAAUAGUUCAAAUCCAAACACUACUAAGAGGAUCAAACCUGAUGGACCUUCUAAUGGAACCUCCAAGUCAUGAAAUGUGAAUUUUCUUCCUUCACCAAAGUUCAUUUAGUUUGGUUGAAUGGUGUAGUCUUGGAAUUCCUUGGAAACACUCUCAAUGAGAGUGUGUUUUGGAUGAAUAAGAUAGGAAUUAAGUGGCUGUGAUAGAAGCAUGGACAUGGACAGAAGGUGUUGAUAGUUUUAGUUUAUAGUCAGAUUACAGAAACUGCUACAAAUACUAGGGACAUGCAGUUGGUGGAGAAAAUUUUGAUGCAACGUUGUGGAGGCAAAGGCACAGCAUGUCAAGUAUGAAUGUAAUAUUUGGAGAGGAGAGGAGAGGAGAGCUAUAAUUGUUGUCCAUGUGAAUGUCCUACUCAUUUUAGAAGAUAAUUAUUAAUAUAUAAAUCAAAUUUUUUAUAGGCUGUUUCUUAA
This is a messenger RNA of Cajanus cajan (pigeon pea), 1748 nucleotides long. RefSeq names its product cyclin-D4-1. Lineage: Eukaryota; Viridiplantae; Streptophyta; Magnoliopsida; Fabales; Fabaceae. The record is from RefSeq and is a predicted model, not a curated record.